Molecule: messenger RNA, 1256 nt
Organism: Drosophila mojavensis
Lineage: Eukaryota; Metazoa; Arthropoda; Insecta; Diptera; Drosophilidae
Product: serine hydrolase-like protein
Exons: 3
Coding region: 158-1186 (342 amino acids)
Source: RefSeq, a predicted model, not a curated record
UCAGUACGCGACGAAUUUUCUUAGCGAGAAGAGAAGGCGGAUUAGUUGUAUUGCUUUUGCGGCAUUCAUUAACUGGGAAUGGUACGAUGUUCAUUAAAAACUCCGAAACAAGCAGCCAAGACAUUUAUAAACAGACGGCCAAAGUUCAGGGAGCCACAUGGGAACUUUGUCACUGAGCGACUACGAGGAUGUGCGCAUCUGGGCUCCUUGGGGUCACAUUGCGGGUCGCUGGUAUGGCAAUCGAUCGGAGCGUCCCAUUCUGGCCAUCCACGGCUGGCUGGACAACCUGGGCACCUUUGACAGACUGAUACCCUUGCUGCCGGACUACCUGGGCGUGCUCUGCAUCGAUCUGCCCGGACAUGGACGCUCCUCACGGCUGCCGCCGGGCAUGCACUACAGCACAAUGGAGUAUGUCCUUGUCAUAGCUCGCGUCAUGAAGGAGUACAAGUGGCAGAGGGUUUCGCUGAUGGGCCACUCCCUUGGCGGCGUCUUGAGCUACAUUUACACCGCACUCGCGCCACACACAGUGGAUCUGGUUAUCGCAUUGGACAUUCUCUUGCCGCCAUUCGAGUCGCCUAUGGCUCUCAAGUAUUUCGGUUAUGCUUUGGACAAGCAUCUGGUGGAGGAUGAGCGUGCGGAGGAGGAUUCGCUGCAUGAGCCACCGUCCUAUACACUGGCACAGCUCCGCACUGUCCUCAGCAAGGGCAGCAACCAUUCGGUUGCUCCAGAGUUCGCUCAGCAUUUGUUGCAUCGCAGCGUGGCCAAGUCGCAGCUGUAUCCAGAGAGAUUCUACUUUUCAAGAGAUGGCCGCACCAAAUACUAUAAUAUUCUACCGGUCAACGGCCCCUUGGCCGCUGAAUUGGCUAAGCGCAUCAAAAAUAAACCCUACCUGGUCAUCAAGGCAUCCAAAUCCCAUCACAUCAACUCAAAGGCAAACGAGGCCAUCUCCAUCCUAAGCAAGCAGAACCCGCACUUCGAGUACUACGAGGUGCCAGGCACCCAUCAUGUGCAUCUGAUCAGCCCCGAGCUGUGCGCCCAGUACAUAGUUCCCUUCCUGAGACACCAUCGGCCGCCCCCGGUUUCCUGCUGGUCGGUGGAUGGCGAGAAGAAGCUGAGCACAACGGAGCAUCGCAGGCAGCAGGAGAACUUCUUCACGCGACACCUGAGGCGUCUCAGCAAGCUUUAAGUAUUGUAAUUGUAAUUGACAAGAAACCUGUACAGUAUAUACUGAAUCGAUAAAUACUCUGUGAAAUUCA